CGGCCCCGGCGCCGGGGCCGCCCGGCGACGGAAAACGGCGGCGGCAGCAGCUCGUCAGCUCCGGGGCGGGCCCGGAAGGUGCCGGUUGUUGUGAGGGGCAGCCAUGGUGUGCGAGAAGUGUGAGAGGAAGCUCGGCACCGUGAUCACACCCGAUACGUGGAAGGACGGGGCGAGAAACACCACAGAGAGUGGUGGCCGAAAGCUAAAUGAAAACAAGGCAUUGACCUCAAAGAAGGCAAGGUUUGAUCCUUAUGGAAAGAACAAAUUUGCAAUAUGUCGGAUUUGUAAGAGUUCCGUCCAUCAGCCAGGGUCUCACUAUUGUCAGGGAUGUGCCUAUAAAAAAGGCAUCUGCUCAAUGUGUGGCAAGAAGGUCUUGGAUACGAAGAACUACAAGCAAACCUCGGUCUAAUUAUAUUAAUCAGUCUUUUCAUGAACUUUAAGGUAUCUUUGUACAUUAACCUUUCUCUAAAACCAUUUGUGAAUAUCACUUUCUGGAAGAUAAUACAUUUACUCGGAAUGAGAUGAGAGAUAAAGACUGCCUGAUUGUUUGUAUAGAAAUGUACAUGAUAUUUGAUUUUUGUUGUUUUAGCACUGAUGUUAACUGAUAUUUAAGGUAAUGGUUUGCAGCAACUGCUACAGUUCAAAGUGACAGGUUGAAAUUAUGUUACCAUCAUAACGGAUCCUUGAGAUUAACACUUUCAUUGUUCUGUUGCUGCCUCUGGAGUCUUUUGCUUGUCUGGUAGUAAUGCCUUAUAGAUGCGUAAAAUAUGAGCUUAUUCCACUUUGUGGAAAUAGUAUCUUUGUUUAGUUAUGCAUAUUUAUAAUUCCCCUCAUCCCUAUGAUGUCCUGUACUUUGAAGAGCUACUGUUCAGAGUUUGAUUCAAUUGUUCUGUUGAAACAGUAGGGUUCUUCAUAUUGCAGAUUGUGAAGCCACCUAAAUGCAGUGUGUGACUCUGCCAGUUCGUACUUCUGCAGUAAGACUGAUGAGCUAUUCUCCUGGCAAACCCUAAGGAGUUUUACGUACAGCAUUUGGUGGCCCAAGGCAAUAAAAUAAUGAGCAUCAAUUUCUAAUUCUAGGUCUCUGUCUCCUUAUUUCCUAAGUUAGUCUGGCUUUUAAACCCUUGUUUGUAAACUGACUCUUGAAUUCUAUGAUGUAAUUGUUUAUACACAUGUCAAAUUUGAAAGAUCAAAACUGGCUGCCUUUUCAGCAUUUGUUUGAGAUAAGACUUGAAGCAAGCAUCUGUGAACAUGUGAGGCUGAGUGUGACUGCAUUUCUUUUGUCUUUUUGUUAAUUUCUACAUACGAAAGCAAUUUCUGUUACGAAGAGUAAUAACUGUUUACUGUGCAUGCAGCUGAUAGGAAAAGAAUAUUGCUCUAAUUCUUGGUGGAGUUUUAAUUAGACUUAUUUAAGUGUUUACUCUUCCUGCCAUAUCUUCUUGUCAAUCUCUUAGGGUUCUGCAACUUUCUUUCAACCAUAACAGAGAAACUAUCAAUGGGAAUUUCCCUAUGAAUAGAUAUUCUGCUUUAGGUUUCUUUUUGUUCUCUUUUCUAACGCAUGACUAAUGGAGACUGAACAACCACUGUUCUUUCUGUAUGUUAGUGGGAGAAAAUAAAGAAAGAGUACUGGUGAUAAAGUUA
This is a messenger RNA of Oxyura jamaicensis (ruddy duck), 1638 nucleotides long. It is a transcript of the gene CRIPT, whose product is annotated as CXXC repeat containing interactor of PDZ3 domain. Gene Ontology annotation, biological process: cytoplasmic microtubule organization. The transcript is spliced from 5 exons. NCBI's taxonomy places the organism in Eukaryota, Metazoa, Chordata, Aves, Anseriformes, Anatidae. The coding region runs from base 104 to 409 and encodes 101 amino acids. Gene Ontology annotation, cellular component: dendrite. The record is from RefSeq and is a predicted model, not a curated record. Gene Ontology annotation, molecular function: PDZ domain binding; microtubule binding.